Messenger RNA from Naegleria gruberi, 873 nucleotides. RefSeq lists its product as uncharacterized. The transcript is spliced from 2 exons. The coding region runs from base 1 to 873 and encodes 290 amino acids. Lineage: Eukaryota; Heterolobosea; Eutetramitea; Acrasida; Naegleriidae. The record is from RefSeq and is a predicted model, not a curated record.
AUGGAUCAUGAAAAGAUUUCAAAUAUAAUGAAAUGGUUGAAAUUAAAUAAUAGGGAUGGUGUUGAAUUAUUGAGAAAUUAUUUACCAUCAAUUAUUGAACAAUUUUCUAAAGAAUGUAAAAAAGCAGGAAAUUCAAAAUUAUUAUCAGAAUUAACAAGUUUAAUUUAUUGUGUUUUAAAAUGUGAUAAAAAUGUAAUUCAAUCAAGUGAUAUUGAAACUGUAAAAAAUUCAAUUAAAGAAUUACUUGAAAAUGGAUUUAAAUUUACUUCUAUCAAUGGAAAUGAAAGUGUUGAAGAAAUUUUAAAGAAUGAAAAAUUUGAAGAUGUAUCAAUUCAAUUAUCUGGAUUUAUUAAUACAAUUAAAAUAGCAGAAGAACUUGAUGUUAAUUUGACUAUUAAAGAUAUUCAAAAUACUAUUCAAAAUUUAAAUAAUAGAAAUUUAAUAUUAUCAAAAUUACAAAAUGAUUAUGAAAAUAGAAUUGGAGAAAGUUUAGAAAAGAUUCAAAGAGGAAUUGAAAUAACACAAGAAGAAAAGGAAUAUAUGAGAAAAUUAGAAAAUAAGUAUGAAAAUCCAAAUGCCAACUCGGAAUCAUUCUUUUUAUCAAGUUUUAUUAUGGAUCUUUAUAAGAGACAAAUUAUUUCAAAAGAUGAUUUGAAAAGUAAUGAAACAGUAAUGAAUUUUUUGAGAAAGGAAUUUAAAGGAAAUAAUCAUUUAUCAUAUAUACCAUCUGGAUAUUUACUUGUAGAUUUGGAUGAUAUUUCUAAGGAAUCUAUUUUCAAUUCAAGAUUACCAAGUAGUAACAGAGAACAAGCUUUAAUAACUUUAAAACAAAAGCUAAGGGUACCUACUUGGAACCAUUUGUGGAAUAUUUAA